AUGGCGGCCAAGAUUUGCAUCGCUGUAUUUCUUGUGAUUUGCUUCGCAUAUUCAACAGAUGCGGCGGUGAACUGUACAACCAUCGGUCGUUUUGCCGAACCCACCGACACAACUUGCAAGAAUUACACACUCUGUGUACGUUCCGGUACUACUUUUAUAGGUUACGACUACGUGUGUCCUACGACAUCGCUGUUCAAUCCAAACAUACAACAAUGCACCACGAACUACGUAUGCAACGUGACAAAUACUAAUACCACGACAUCUGUGUGCACCUCUGAAGGCUUCAUCGCUGAUCCGAACUCAACGAAUUGUUCGAGUUAUAUACUAUGCCUAAAUGAAAACGGCACUUUCGUAGAAGGGGAAACAUUGAGCUGUCCAAAUGGCACAUUUUAUAAUCCUAAUACGACCUUGUGUGAAACUGACUACAACUGUACAAGUACAACACCGUUCUCAUGUUCUUCGGCAGGAAGAUUCAGCGAUCCCGCAGAUACAACAUGUAAAUUGUAUUACUUGUGUGUGUUAGCAUCAAAUGGAACCUAUGUAGAGUACCAGUACACUUGUCCCUCUACAUCACUAUUUAAUCCAAACACUCGUUUUUGCACAACCUCUUACACUUGUCCCUGA
Molecule: messenger RNA, 624 nt
Organism: Danaus chrysippus (African queen)
Lineage: Eukaryota; Metazoa; Arthropoda; Insecta; Lepidoptera; Nymphalidae
Source: the annotation of a GenBank genome assembly